Fulmarus glacialis (Northern fulmar) is the source of this 307-nucleotide messenger RNA. It is a transcript of the gene MRPL18, whose product is annotated as mitochondrial ribosomal protein L18. The transcript is spliced from 2 exons. Gene Ontology annotation, cellular component: mitochondrion; ribosome. Gene Ontology annotation, molecular function: structural constituent of ribosome; 5S rRNA binding. Gene Ontology annotation, biological process: translation. The record is from RefSeq and is a predicted model, not a curated record. NCBI's taxonomy places the organism in Eukaryota, Metazoa, Chordata, Aves, Procellariiformes, Procellariidae. The annotation marks the transcript as partial.
AUUACGGCUUGAGCGGACACAGCGUUAUGUCGAAGCCUUCGUUGAGCGCUGUAAUGGGGAUGUUGUGGUGUCUGCCUCUACCCGAGAGUGGGCCAUAAAGAGACACCUUUACAGUCCUAAGGGAGUAACAGCGUGCAAAAACCUUGGCCGUGUAAUGGCACAGCGCUGUUUGGAAGCAGGAAUCAACUUUGUGAACUUUAAAGCUGUUAUCCCCUGGGAACGUCGUUGUGACUCGAUUCAGGAAUUCGAAAAAGCUAUGGAGGAGGGGGGUGUCAUUCUGCGCGAGCCACGAAGAAUCUAUCAGUAG